AUGGGCGCCUUCAAGAAAACUCGCAAGUUUGCCCAAGUCAAACGGAUUAUUGGCCAGCGGGAUGCUCGACUCAAGAAAAAUCAAGAGACGGGGAAAACAGCAGACGCCAGAAAGAAGGACGACGACGUGAUUAGGGAAGCACCGCAAGUCUCCUCUGCUCUGUUCUUCCAAUACAACACUGCUUUGGUCCCUCCCUAUCAAGUUCUCGUCGAUACGAAUUUUCUCUCCCACACGGUGCAGAAGAAACUCGAGUUAUUGCCCACUAUGAUGGACUGUCUCUAUGCCAAAUGCAUCCCUGUCAUUACCGACUGUGUCAUGGCUGAACUCGAAAAGUUGGGACAAAAAUAUAGGAUUGCCCUGCGGAUUGCAAGAGACGAAAGAUGGGAACGGCUCAAAUGUGGGCAUAAAGGCACCUACGCGGAUGACUGCAUUGUCGACAGGGUCAUGAGACAUAAAAUUUAUAUCGUGGCCACCAAUGAUCGAGAUCUGAAGCGAAGAAUUCGAAAAGUUCCUGGCGUGCCCAUCAUGAGUGUAGCAAGAGGGAAAUAUGUUAUCGAGAGACUUCCAGGUAAGUUGACGCAACAGGCUCGUGCACCAAACCCGGGAUCCUCACCCCUUGCUUCUGAAUACCUGUGCCUAAAUCAAUUUCCAAUCCUCGCUCUCGCGAGCGGGAUCAAAGUGUUGCAAACCGCCACACAGAUAGAGACCGGUUGCUGA
Messenger RNA from Rhinocladiella mackenziei CBS 650.93, 717 nucleotides. RefSeq lists its product as uncharacterized. The coding region runs from base 1 to 717 and encodes 238 amino acids. The transcript has 2 exons. The record is from RefSeq and is a predicted model, not a curated record. Gene Ontology annotation, cellular component: nucleolus; small-subunit processome. Lineage: Eukaryota; Fungi; Ascomycota; Eurotiomycetes; Chaetothyriales; Herpotrichiellaceae.